UCGCUCACGUCACUCCGUCACAUCCACUCCGCGCGUUCACAAUUCCUGUUGUGCGGUGUGGCUGCUACUCUUCCUCUCUGCUCUGCUCUGCCUACUCCGCAGCAGCUAUGAGCACACAUACACAACACGUACUACGGAAACCAGAACUUGGCUCGUUUUAAUAAAAAUAAAUUCGAUUUUAUUGCUUUUCCCGUCGCGUGUGUGUGCGUGCACUUCUUGGAAAAUCAACACCGAAAUUGUAUAUGUGCAAAGUUUCAUAAAUCGACGACUACGUGUGCUGCCUGUGAUUCUAUUUCGCAUAACUGACAUAAGAUCAUCGGAGGAGGAAGAGCUGUUUCCCCAAUUCUAGCUGUAUCUAUAACUGUACCGAUUAGGUAGCUUUAUCCACCCGAGAAAGGUAGCACAAAAGCGCGGCAAGAGGAGAGCACAACCCGGCCCGGCCACGUCCAGGACGUGGGCUAACUCCGCCCCACCACCACCUCCACCAACAUCCCGCUGUGAACAUCCCUUUCACGUAUCAACUGUGUCCGCAUACCGCCCCAAGAUGGACGACGAUCAGCAGUUCUGCCUGCGCUGGAACAACCACCAGAGCACUCUGAUCAGCGUAUUCGACACGCUGUUGGAGAACGAGACCCUAGUCGAUUGCACGCUCGCCGCCGAGGGCAAGUUCCUCAAGGCCCACAAGGUGGUUCUGUCCGCCUGCAGUCCCUACUUUGCUACCUUACUCCAAGAACAGUACGACAAGCAUCCGAUCUUCAUACUCAAGGAUGUCAAGUACCAGGAGCUCCGCGCCAUGAUGGACUACAUGUACCGUGGCGAGGUCAACAUCUCACAGGACCAGCUGGCCGCGCUUCUCAAGGCGGCAGAGUCGCUGCAGAUCAAGGGCCUGUCCGAUAACCGCACCGGCGGAGGCAGCUCCGCGGUCGCACCCAAGCCAGAGUCCUCGCAGCAUCAUCGCGGGGGCAAGAUGAGCGGCGCCUACACACUGGAACAGACAAAGCGCGCUCGCCUGGCCACGGGCGGAGCAAUGGACACCUCUGGGGACGUGUCCGGAUCGCGCGAGGGCUCUUCGAGUCCGUCGCGUCGUCGUCGAAAAGUCAGACGCCGCAGCCUUGAGAACGAUGUCCACGACAACUCCAACUCGUCUGUUCUGCAGGCAGCCGCCUCGAAUCAGUCUAUCCUCCAACAGACAAGCGCAGGCCUCGCCGUCUCCGCCCUGGUCAGCACCCAGCUGUCCGGUGGCGGCAGCAACGCGGCCGGCACCAGCCAAGUCCCGACCCAGCAGCCAUUGACCAGCACCAACGUUACCAAAAAGACUGAAAGCGCUAAACUAACAUCAUCGACAGCCGCCCCAGCUCACGCCGCCACUGCGACAGCAGCCGGCCAGCAGCAGCAGCUGCAGCAGACCAGCGAUGCCAUCAACACCGAGAACGUACAACCACAGAGCCAAGGCGCCCAAGGCGAUGUCGGUGAUGCCGAUGAUAUGGAGGAGGUGAGCGCAGCUUCCGGAGGAGUCACUUCGGCGGCCUCAGGCGCCGGUGCGUCCGCUGGAGCCGUACACACUGGUGUCGUGGUCAAGCAACUGGCAGCCGUCGUCGAUAAGUCUUCGUCCAAUCACAAGCAAAAGGCCAAGGACAACAGCGUGUCGUCCGUGGGCUCAGAAAUGGUUAUCGAGCCCAAGGCCGAAUACGAUGAUGAUACGCACGACGAAAAUGUAGAGGACUUGACACUUGACGAGGAGGAUAUGACAAUGGAGGAGCUGGACCAGACGGCCGGCACCAGCCAGGGUGGCGAAGGAUCUAGUCAAACAUAUGCAACAUGGCAACACGACAGAUCUCAGGAUGAACUCGGACUCAUGGCACAGGAUGCACAGCAACGGGAUCCACAAGCAGCCAACAAGCAGGACAAGGCUGAGCAAACCGAGAGCACACCCGACGAAUUCGAGCUGGACGACUGCCUGCUGGAGAGCAACGACAUUGUCAUCACACAGAACAAGGAUGGAUUCGUCUUGCAUGUAAAGAAAUUGGGCAACAUUACGGCGGCGAAAUUGGGCGCCGAUGAGAAUCAGGGAUCGCCACUACAAACAACAGCAGCGGUCACUGUCACUGGACCGGCUGGACAGCCCACGCCCACCAUCACGGAGCUCCUGAAUGCUGCAGUCUCACACUCAGAUGUCAAGCCGACGCUGAGCACAUUGACCACCAGCACUCCCAUCAAGCUGCCCUCAUCGGAAUGCGAGCUCAUCAACAUUAAGAAGAUUAUACCAGCCACCACGACAAUAGCCCAUCAUGCACACACAGGCUCGACCAUUAUACAUCCACAUCACAUCAUACAGCAUGUGCCACAGGAGUCGCAUCAGGAGCACCAGCACAUCCAGAUCGAGGAAGUGCCACAGACAUCCCAGCACCAGCAUCAGCAUCAGCAGCAUCAUCACCAGCUGCAGGGCCAGCCGACACAUGCCCAAGUACAAAACAUCAUCACAUCCCAUACGGGGCAGACAAUCAAUCUGGUGGGUCUGCGCAAUGUGCAGUUGACGGAACAGAAGCCGAACAUUGCCUCGAGGAUACGCUACACGCGUGGCAAGAUCAUUGGGCCGACGGUGAGCAAUCUGCAGAUAGUGGAGACACAUGAGGCCAUCCAGCAUCAGCACCACGAGCUGUCCGAUGGCACCAAGUAUGAGAUUAGUGAGAUCGAUUUGAACAAUCCGAAUGCGUCGGCGUCCAUCAUCAAUGACCUGGUGAAGUAUGCCGAGAUUGAUGACAUUGAGCUGCCGGACGGCACCAAGAUUGGCAUUGGCUUCGCACCCACGGAGAUCACGGAGCAUAUGCAGACAUCUGGAGGGGAGACGCACAUAACUACAAUCGAGCACGAGCCGCAGGAGCUGCACACCGUGCACCAACAUGAGCACGAGCCGCAGACGCAUCACAUUCAUACCACACAGCUGCAGACGCACCACAUUCAGACGGUAGUGCAGUCAGAUCAGCAGCAGCAUCACCAUCACGAGCAGCAGCACCAUCACCAUCAUCACACGAGCAUCGAGCUGCAGGAGGAGGAUGUGGAGACUAUCAUACCCGAGGAGAUGGGAAUGCAUGACUCCAGCAAGAGCUACACCAUUCUUACCACACGUCCCAUGAAGGAGGAGUCCGAUGCUGGCGGCGACCCUUCUGGCAUGACCUACGAACUGUCGCUGAGCGACUCCUCACUGGGUCCCUGCGAUGAUCCCGAGUCGCGCUAUGUCUGUCGCCACUGCGGCAAGAAGUACCGCUGGAAGUCCACGUUACGCCGACACGAGAAUGUCGAGUGUGGCGGCAAGGAGCCGUGUCAUCCCUGUCCCUACUGCACGUACAAGGCCAAGCAGCGAGGCAAUCUCGGGGUCCACGUGCGCAAGCAUCAUCCAGAGAAGCCGCAGCUGGAGAGCAAGCGAGGACGCAAGUAGGCGGAUAUAGUAAGCGAAAAGGAGAGGCAGGAGUGAGUAUUUAUGCCUCUCACAUGUUGAGGAGAAUACAAACAAAUGAUUCUUUGAGGUUCUUUGACUUUUAGACCAGUUUCUAUAUUUUUUACAAUUUUAUCAGCCUUUAUUCUUGUUUACAUACUUUUUAAUCUUAACUUUCUUAUUUGUUGAUUAUUUUUAUUAAGUUGGAGAAUUGAUUUCCCCAGUUCUCGAAAGGAAGAACAGAAACAACAACUCCGCUCUGUGAGCAUUCAAUUCAAUUUUAUUAGGCUUUAAUUUUGACGUCUUCACAUUAAUAUAUCGACAUAAUAUGUAUGUAUGAUUCAUCGUAAUUUACAAAAUUACAAAAAACCACACGUAAACCCUCAAAACAGUCAACAUCAUAGGAAAAAUAUGUUCAAUCAAUGUGCAAGUAUUUUCAUUAAUAUAACAAAGAAUAUACAAAACAAUUUAGAUGAAAAGUAUGAUUAGACUUAACAAAUUAAUUAAUUAUAAUUAGCAACGUGUUUCUGUGUGUGUCUUCUCAAAGCCAACUAGAAACUUUCAAUAUUUACGACCACUGCAACGAGGCCCAUACGCAGAUGAUGUUUUUUUUUUGUUCGUAGCGAAAAGGGCACACAGAUUUCGUUUCGUAAAUAUCACAAAUAUUUUGAUGUAAUCUACUUAAGUGGAGCUAACCGACAAACUAUCGUGUAAAUGUUGCAAAAUAAAAAAUUGCCAACUUGUCUAAAUUGGAGGCUUACAAAAUUGACAUUGUAGAACUUUGUUUUCAAGAAAUUUAUAUAUAAAUAUAUAUUUACUAUAAAUACUGUAAAAAAAACAACAAAAAAACAGUUAAAAUACCAUUUUGGUAGAUCGCAAUCGUAAAAACGAAUAAAAAGGCAAAAACCUUCUGACACAAAUAGCGGACAUUAGUUAAAUUGAUUGUAUAUCUACAAAUUUACACCCCCCAACACUUUAGCAUAUUUUCUCAAACAACAACAAAAAA
Molecule: messenger RNA, 4439 nt
Organism: Drosophila subobscura
Lineage: Eukaryota; Metazoa; Arthropoda; Insecta; Diptera; Drosophilidae
Product: longitudinals lacking protein, isoforms N/O/W/X/Y
Exons: 7
Coding region: 545-3436 (963 amino acids)
Biological process (GO): regulation of transcription by RNA polymerase II
Cellular component (GO): nucleus
Molecular function (GO): protein binding
Source: RefSeq, a predicted model, not a curated record